This is a messenger RNA of Pectinophora gossypiella (pink bollworm), 4076 nucleotides long. RefSeq names its product facilitated trehalose transporter Tret1-like. Bases 358 to 1836 code for a protein of 492 amino acids. Lineage: Eukaryota; Metazoa; Arthropoda; Insecta; Lepidoptera; Gelechiidae. Gene Ontology annotation, cellular component: membrane. The record is from RefSeq and is a predicted model, not a curated record. Gene Ontology annotation, molecular function: transmembrane transporter activity. The transcript is spliced from 9 exons. Gene Ontology annotation, biological process: transmembrane transport.
ACAUUUUGUCGCGUGGCAUAUAGUGUGUAAAUAUAGUCGGCCAGUAUAAAACCAAACGUCGAGGUAGACGGUCGUAUUAUCGACAUUUUGACGCUAAAAUUUACAUUUGUACUAAAAUUCAAAUACAAUGUGACUGAGACUAGAAAUCUAAACAGUGUACUUAAAUAUUUUACAGUAAUAAAUUCUCAUUUAGUAAAGUGUAAAGUUUGUGUUAGUGAUUUGUUGAUAGUCGUAAAUGUUGAUAUUGAUCGUUACGCGGAGAAGAAUCAGUUCCCAGAAUUUGAGGUUGUUUCCGACUGCAAAAAAUUACCUAACGUGGUGUAAUCUUUUAUAGUAAGUAGAUUAAUAUAAAGCAAGAUGACGAAAGGCAACAGAAAAGUGCAGUACCUGAUUACAUAUGCAGUAUCAAUAGCGUCUGUUGGUAUGGGCGCAUAUUCCUCGUGGCCUGCCCCAGUGAUGCCCAAAUUCCAAAAUAAUGAGACUGAUAUCGAGAUUUCAAGUAACGAGAUUGCGUGGAUGGUAUCGAUGACGUCACCUGGCUUCAUGACUGGCAGUCUGGCUACGAGGUUCCUGGCUGACCAGCUUGGCAGGCGUGCCACUAUUCUGGCUAGCGUGCUGCCUGUUGCUGUUGGCACCUUAAUCGUGGCAUUUUCCGUACAAGCAUGGCUGUUGUACUUAACUAGGUUCCUUUGGGGAACUGGUAGUGGUAUGGUUGGCACUGUGAUAGCCCUAUAUCUCGCUGAAGUGGUAGACAAAGAAAUCAGAGGCAAAUUGACUCUAGUCACAAGAUUUAUGUUCAACUUUGGUAACCUUCUUAUAAUGUGUAUAGGCCCUUUUGUGGCCUACAGGACUUUGAAUUUCAUGCUCUUAGCAUUGCCCUUGUGUACCAUAGUGACAUGUUGGUGGAUACCAGAGUCCCCAUACUAUCUACUGAAGGAAGGGAAAGUGGACGAAGCACGGAAAGUUCUGACAGUAAUCCGAUUAUACGAGGAUGAUAAGAUGUUAGAAGAUGACUUGUCUCAACUGAGGUCUGACGUGAGGAAUGAAAUGCGAAGCUCCAGUUCGGCUAAAGAACUGUUCACCGGCAAGAAGUAUAGGAAAGCUGUUUUUAUAGCUACAGGUAUGAAAUUGACUCAGAUACUGACAGGGCAGUUGAUUGUGGCGCAAUAUUUGGGUCUCAUUAUGAUGGAGAGUCGCACCAAUAUUCCCUUAUCUAUCGUCUUCAUCAUAUUUGGGGCUGUCAGGUUUGUCACAGGUGUGAUGUCAUCAAUUCUAGCAGACAGACUCGGACGUCGACCUUUACUCAUCUACUCCUACUUAGGCGCUGGUAUAUCUUUAUUCAUAAUAGGCAUAUACUUCUUCUUGCUCGAAGUACUUCAAAUUCACCAUGAGGUUUUGCAACCUGUUAGCUUCAUCCCCUUUGCUGGGAUCAUAGCAUGCAAUGUUAUAUCCACUUUAGGCUAUUAUUCCGUCAUCACUCUUGUACCAGCUGAGAUAUUCCCAUUGAACAUUAAAGCUGUAGCUAUGACGUCAUUAAGUAUAUUUGGAGGGUUGUUGAACUUUGGAGUGGCCAGAGGUUACCAGGGUUUGAAGGAUGUCGCAGGAUUGUGUGGUGUUUUUUCGUUCUUAGGCACAGCAGCCGUCGCUGGUUGCAUAUUUUGUACUCUUUAUGUACAUGAAACUAAAGGGAAAAGUUUAAGAGAAAUACAAAUACUACUGCAAGGUGAUUUAUAUAAGACUGAUGAUAUAGUAAAAUUGAAUCAAGUAGAAAGUGAUUUAGAUAAAGAUGUGCCUGAAAUGAAAGAGCUGUUAGAAGUAAGUAAUAAAGCUAUUUAACUUAUUUUCGUACGAAAUAAAUUGUAAGUGAGUAUAUAAAUAAAGUGAAGUAAAGUGAUAAUGAUCUGAUUAAAAAGAAGAACCAUAACUAUAGUACUUACUGUCAGAUUUAAAAAAGUAAUUGUAGUACAACUACACAGUACAAUAACAGGAUGCUGACAAUAAUUAUAGUCUAAAAUACACCACAUACAUAAACUCACGCCUAUUUCGCACUGGGGUAUUCAAAGACUAUUGAAUUCCAUCAGCUUCGAUCCUGACACACUUCUCUUGUUUCCGCUACAUUUAUAAAUUGUUUUAUACACGCACGCCAAUUCAGAGUAAAUCAUACUGAACCUUUUCUAAGGACAUCUCCAAUUUUGUCAAUGUACGUCCUUCUAGGUCUUUCUCUACCAGCCCUACCACCAACCUUCGCUGCUUUCGUAAUCAACCAACUUAACAUUCCCGUCUCAAUCUUAGUCACUAUAUCAUCUUUUACACCACAUCUUUCUCUUAUCACACUGUUUCUCACUCUAAUACUCAAUUUAACACCGCAGAUGCUACGCAACAACCUAAUUUUUACGGCAAUAAUCCUACGUUCAUGCUUCUUCUGCCAUACCCAACAUUCACUACCGUACUUCAGCGUAGGGACAAGUAUUGCAUUGUGAACAGCCAUCCUCGCACAUUGCGAUGAUGCUAUUACAGCAUUUGUAAAAUUUUCGUAAUUCGUAGUGUGUGAUAAAUUAGUAAUUAUUAUUAGGGAUAUAACACCAUUCAUAUCAAGGACUAUUAGGAUUUUUUUUAUAUUUAUCUAAAUGAUACGUCGAUCGCUUCUUCUCCUCGUGGAAGAACGAAGUCAAGAGCAAACCCAUUUUAAUAAAAAAAAAUGAUAGUGAAACAAACAUUAUGUUAUUUACAGUAUUAUAUUGUUAAGUUGUUCUUAUAUUUUUUUCGAUGCGUUUAAACAUACACUGGUGGACAAAAAAUACCGGGCAUUUGUCAUUUAUUACUUUCUGACUCUGCAUAUUAUUUUUAAAAUGACACCUAUGUACCUCAGGCAUAUCAUCAAUAUUUCUUGUAAACAGUAAUUAAAAACCCUGUAACAGAAAUUGAGUCCAUUUCUUUGUUCACCAGUAGGAAUAUUUACGAGUAUUAUUUUAUUCGUCAAAACUUGGCGAAAAGUUAUCAUUGUACUUAUGUCUUCAGUAACUUUGCAAAGGUUAUCUGUAUUUUAUUUAGAAAGAGGUUAUAGAAACAGACUAGAUAAUUAAUUGUACUUAAAGAUCAAUGUGACAAAACAUGUCUGCGUUCAUGAUGAUUUUAUUGGUAAUUUCUCUUAUUAUAGAUAUACCAACGUAGAUUACACUCUGUCGCCUGAAAAAUAAUUAUAUAGAUGCAGGAUUUGGCAGGAACGGGUACACCUCCCAAACCCUGUUGUUUCGCCGUCCGAGAGACCUCCGCCAGGUCUUGAUUUGCCUUGGUUACUUGGAAGUCUCUAAAUAGACUUCGGACUUAGGUGGACCGAAGUAAGGACAAUUUGUUCAGGUGGGGUUUCUCGGAUGGGUCGGACUUAAAGUGCAAGUGCGUCGUGUCCUGCGUGCCCGAACACUUGCACGCAGGAGGAUCUGAUGAGCGCAGCAGAUAGCGCCAUACUUGUUGCCAAGUUUUGGGCCGAUACUAUUUAGUUUACCAUCGACACCAUACGAAGAAGAAUGUUAUAUACCUAUGAAAAAAUAUGAAAUGAUUUUCAUAACAAUGUGAGAGAGUGUGAGUACUUAGUUCAUCUUGAGAUGGAGGUACCUCCGACUACCCCAUAUGGUCGUCAACUUAUGCUAUUCUGCACAAAUAAUAGUACCUGACAUUGUAAUUGUGUAUCUUCUGCCAUCGUCGUGUUAUUUGCACGAAGCUUUUAAGCAAAGCAACUGUUCUUUGAGACAAUUAAAACUAAUGGUCGAGUAAAGAUUAGCUGCAAAAUAAGUAAACAUUUUUAUUUAUUGUGUUUUCAAUUGUGUACAGAAUAUUUUUAUAAGUAACUAUGUUUAGUAGGUAAUAUUUCGUAUUAAGUACAUUAAUUUCACAGCAACCAUUUCAUCAGCGCUCAUGUAAUUCUGUGAUAGAUUUUUGGGUAAGUAAUUCGGACAAUUUGUGCAAAAUGACUAGGUAACACGUUCAUAAAACUUAAUGAUGUACCUACUUAAGUAUAUAGAAUAGUAACUGUGAAUCCAGUCCAAUAGGUAGUAAGUAGUAGUUAUUAAAUAAUAAAA